Eimeria acervulina is the source of this 3309-nucleotide messenger RNA. RefSeq lists its product as hypothetical. The transcript has 10 exons. Bases 1 to 3309 code for a protein of 1102 amino acids. Gene Ontology annotation, cellular component: nucleus. Gene Ontology annotation, biological process: regulation of transcription by RNA polymerase II. Lineage: Eukaryota; Apicomplexa; Conoidasida; Eucoccidiorida; Eimeriidae. Gene Ontology annotation, molecular function: protein binding; ATP binding; transcription cis-regulatory region binding. The record is from RefSeq and is a predicted model, not a curated record.
AUGGCGCUGCCACGCCGCGCAUUCUCCCUGCUGCAGCAAACGCUGCAGCAGCUAGAGGUGCUGGAGCAGCACGAAGCCCGUGCUAAAGAAGCAGCAGCAGCAGCAGCUGCUGCUGCUGCUGCAGCUGCUGCUGCUGCAGCGAACAAAAAAGGCUCGUCAGCGGCGAGUAGGCCAGCAAAGGAGGCGACUGGUGCAGCAGCAGCAGCAGCAGCAGCUAAAGCUGAUGCUGCUGCAGCAGCAAAGGCGCAGCGAGACUACGAGCAGCAACUUGGGGUGUAUGCACAUCUAUGCAGAGCAGCAGGAAGUCUAGGACAGCUGCAUGCAGCAGUUAUCUGCCCUUUGCUGAGAGACUGCAUAUCUGAGUUGCUGCUGCUGCUGCAGCGAAGAGCUUUGCUGCUGCGACAGCAAUUGGUUGCUGCUAACAACGGCUGCUGCUUCCUCCCAGAUGGUGCUGCUGCUGCUGCACUCACUCUUCCUAUUAGACUCCAAAGCAGCAGCAGAAGCAGCAGCAGCAGCAGCAGCAAUAGUUGCAGCAGCAGCAGCGGCGACUCGUCCGUGCUUGACCAAAACAAGGAGCAGCUUGAGGCAACGGAUGCGACAGUCGUAGGGCUGGACGCACUUCCUUCUGCGGUCUUGCAGCAGGUAGCUUCCAAGCAGCAGCAGCAGCAACAGGAGCAGCAGCAGCAGGAGCAGCAGGAGCAGCAGCAAGGAUUACCAGUUGAGACUUCCGCCGCCGGAGAUGCCUCAGGGGGAGGAGCAGCAGAAGCUAUAGCAGCAGCAGCAACAACAACAGCAGCAGCAGCAGCAGGUGAUGCUGCUGCUGCUGCUGAAGAUAAGCCAAACGAAGCAGAAGUCUCCUCGGAUGCUUCACCUUACUCACCAGAGGAGAAGGAGAGGCUGGCAGCAGCAGCAACGAAAAUUGCUGCUACUUGGCGGGGCGCAGCAGCGCGAAGGCAGCAGCAGCAGCAGCAGCUGCUGCUGCUGCAGCAACUGCAACUCGACUACAGCAACGGCCCCGAAGAGCAGCAGCAGCUGCUGCUGCUGAAGCAGCAAGUGGAGCAGCAGCAGCAGCUGCUGCAGCAGCAGCAGCAAGCAGCAGAAGAAGAGAGAGAGGUUGGGGCUUUCCCGUCGUCUUUAAAAGACAGAUACAAAGACUUCAAGGGCCUCCCGGAGGUUCCGGCGGGGAGGCAGCUGAAGCUGGAGCCCCCAGGGAAGAACAAACAGCAAUCAAGCAAAAAAGGUAAAGCGGACGCGAAGAAAGGCAGCAAGAAAGACAAAGGCAGCAGCAAAUCUGAACAGCAAGACAACAGCAGCAGCAGCAGCAGCAGCAACGAAGAUACUUUUGCAGAGGAGCUGCGGCUGCUGCUGCUUCCGCUGCUUGCUGUUGCUGCUCAGGACCCCCUAGGAGGGGGUUCAGCAGCAGAAGCAGCAGCAGCACCAGUAGCAGCAGCAGCAGCAGCAGCAGCGACAGCAGCAACGGAAGAAGAAAAAGCAAGGUCUUUAGAGGAUCAGCUGAUUGCUGCAGCGCAAGAAGCAGCAACAGAAGCAACUGGGGACCCAAGUUCUGCUGCUGCUGCUGCUGCAGCAGCAGCAGCAGCAGAAAGUGCAGCAGCAGCAGCAGCGGCAGCAGCAGCAAAGUCUACCAACAGCAGCAGCUGCGUCACGAGCAACAGCGCUGCUUUUGCUGCUGCUCUACGUGUGAAGCUGCUGCCUCCUGUAGCAGCAGCAGCAGCAACAGCAGCAAAUACAGUGCUCGAGCAGCAGCUGCAGCAGCAACGGCUAGCUUUAGAUGGAAGUGGGGUUAUCCGGAAGCUGCAGCCGUUCGAUAUCAGCGUUUUCUUUGAGGGUGGAGUUGCUGCUGCUGCUGCAGCAGAUGGCGGCAGCAGCAGGAUUCCAUGUGCAGCAGCAGCAGCAACAAUUGCUGCAGCAAGCACGGAGACAUCUACUGCUGCUACUGCUGCUUCUCUUGCUGCUUCUGCUGCUACUCCUGAUCCUUCUUAUGCUUCUUCUGCUGUAACAACACCAGGGAGGGGUCCCCAGGGGCCCCCCGAAGCAGCAGCAGCAGCAGCAACAGCAGCAGCGCAGCAGGCUGCAGCAGCAACCAGCAGCAGCAGCAGCAGCAGCAGCAGCAUGCCUUCGCUUGCUGCUGCAGUUGAAUGCAUUCGCAGCGAGUUGCUGCUGCCGCUCUGUCUUCCGUCGCUGCGGUCUCAUAAAACAAUUCAAACACUUCUACUCUAUGGACCCCCGGGGACUGGGAAGAGUUCGCUGGUGCGGUGGCUGUCUGCUGUCUCUGACGCAUUUUUUUUUGAUAUGUCUCUCGCUGCUGUCUCUGCAGCUUCUGUACACCCUAAGCUUGGCGUUGCUGCUGCAGUGCACAAGGCCUUUGCUGCAGCAACGCAACAGCAGCAGCAGCAGCAGCAGAACCAGCAGCAGCAGCAACAACAGCAGAACCAGCAACAGCAGCAGCAGCAGCAGCAGCAGCAGAAGAGGGCAGUAAUAAUGUACAUUGAUGAUGCGGAGAGUCUCUUCAUCCACAAACAGAAAUCAAAGAAGGACAAAAAAAAUAAAUCUGCUGCUGCUGCUGCUGCGGCUGCUGCUGCUGCUCAACUAGCGCAGGCCCUUACUUCACACCUCGCAACCCAUUUGCUGCUCCUGCUGCACCACCACCUGCUGCAGCAGCAAACACAGAGACAAACGCCAAACCCCUAUCCACAGCAGCAUGAACGGCAGCAGCAGCAGCAGCAACCGCAGCAGCAGCAGCAGCAACUGCAGCAGGUGUUUGCUUUUGUCUUCAGCUGGACCGCAAAGAGCACAAUAUUCUCAUCAUCGGAUGCAGCAGCAGACCCAACGCCCGCAACUGAGGGCCUCAGCGGAGGUUCUGUUGCUGCAUGCAUGCAAUCUGUCUGUACACUCAAAAGAAAUUCGCUGCGGAGUCUCUCGGCACCGAAUUCUGCUGCUGCGGAUACGCUGCAGCAGCAGCAGCAGCAGCAGCAGCAGCAGCAGCAGGAGGCCGACCUGCAGCAGCAAGGGACCAGGUCUGCUGCUGCAGCUCAUACCCUCCGUCGAGGCAGCCACAGCGGCAGCAAGCAGCACGAACUGCCGCUGUCUAAAGACAGCAGCAGCAGCAGCAGCAGCAGCAGCAACAGCAGCAACAGCAGCAGAAUGGUUACCAAGGACUUGCUGCUGCAGCUAUUGCAGGGAUUGAAGCAGCAGCAGCAACUCUAUCCGUACACCUGGCGCCAGCAGCAGCAGCAGCUGGAGGAAUUCGCUUUGCAUGCAAUCAGCAGCAAACCCAAAACUUUGAAAUAA